UUGCAUUGCACACAAUCACCAAAAUAGGACAGAAGCGACCGCCUGUGACGUCGCUGCCUGCUCUAAAUUGAGCUCUCUUUUGCUUUUGUGUGUUUAUGGAGAGGAGCAACCAGAGACGGCAGUCAUCGAGGAGCAUUCAUGGACAAAAGAAAGAUACAAUGUCACACCAGGAGAACGAAGUUUACACCUAUGACUUCUGUGACCCGGACCAUCCAGCUGAGCUCCUGGAUGCUCUCAGACAUUUCUACCUGAAUGGACUCUUUACCGACGUCACCUUGCAAUGUGCCGAUGACUCGGGUCAGGUGUUCCACUGCCACAAGGCACUACUGUCGGCAAGGAGCUCCUAUUUCCAGAUCAUGUUCACAGCUGACAUGAAGGAGAGGUCCAACAGUGUCAUUGAGCUGGCCGGAGUGGAUUGCGAGGUCCUGGCGGUUUUGGUCAACUACGUUUACACAGCUCAGGUGAGCAUCACCGAGAAAAACGUGCAAAGCCUGCUGGAGGCCGCAGACCUGCUGCAGUUCGUGUCGGUCAAACAAGCGUGCGAAGGCUUCCUCGUUCGCCUCCUGGACGUGGACAACUGUCUUGGUAUGCAUGCGUUCGCUCAACUCCACUUGUGUCGUCGACUGGAGCGUGAGGCCAGUAGGGUGAUGCUGAGCAGGUUCGCAGAGCUGAUCCAGCAGGAGGAAUUCCUCGAACUGGAUCCUGAUAGGAUCCAGACACUUCUGGCUGCUCAGAAGCUCACCGUGCCGACGGAUGAAAUGUUGAUCGAUGCGGUGGCCAAAUGGGUCAUCCACGACCUGGAGAGCCGUGUUCAUCACACUGUGGACCUGCUGGAGUCAAUCCAUCUGGACCUGGAUGACAGUGAUUUCAAGGCUACCUUAGAGCUGCAAAGGAAAAGCUUAGUGGGGGAUGACGAGAGAUUUAAAUCAAUGAUCACGAGGGCUUCAAGACCCAAAAGUAAGUCGAUAACCACUGGUGGGAAAACAAGCCUAUACAUUAUUGGAGGAUAUUACUGGCACCCACUUUGUGAAGUUCACAUAUGGGAGCCCACAAGGGACACGUGGCUGCGAGGGAAAGACAUGCCCGACCAUGCGAGAGAAAGCUACAGCGUCACUUUACUCGGGGCGAAUAUUUAUGUGACAGGGGGCUACAGGACCAACACAGUUGAGGCCCUUGAUACUGUUUUUAUUUAUAACUGUGACUAUGAUGAGUGGACGGAGGGCUGCCCCAUGAUUACAGCCAGAUACUACCAUUGUUCUGUUGCUUUUCACGGCUGUAUUUACGUCAUCGGAGGCUACACGGGAGGAGCACCGGAGCAGGAGACAGAAUAUUAUGAUCCACUCAAGAAGAAGUGGUUCCCUGGAGCGAGAAUGAUCCAAGGUGUAGGGAAUGCCACUGCUGGUGUAUUGGGAGACAAAAUCUAUGUGACCGGGGGCCACUAUGGGUUCAGAGGCAGCUGUACCUAUGAGAAAAUCCAGGUCUACAGGCCGGACAUCAGCGAGUGGAGCAUCAUUACCAUAAGCCCUCAUCCAGAGUAUGGCUUGUGUUCUGUGUCCCUUGAGAACAAACUCUAUUUGGUGGGUGGACAGACGACUAUUGCAGACUGCUACGACACACAGAGGGAGGAAUGGAGCUCAAUAUCAGUCAUGAAGGAGAGGAGGAUGGAGUGCGCCGCUGCGGUCAUAAACGGAUGCAUCUACGUCACAGGAGGCUACUCUUACUCCAAAGGGUCUUAUCUGCAAAGCAUUGAGAAGUACGACCCGCAACUGGACACUUGGGAGAUUGUCGGGACGCUUCCCAGUCCAUCCAGAUCACACGGAUGCGUCUGUGUGUACAGUGUUUAAUGUGAAGAUCUUUACAUGCUGCUUUGACUUGUCAUUUUGUGCCAAAUAUAUUGAACAAACAGAUGUUCCCAUUGGAAACUAUGCAAUACUAUUUAAUGAAGCGACUUGUCGAGGACCUGAUACUUAACUCUAUUAUAUGCCUGUUAAAAUGUGAGAAUUGGUGUUUUUUUUAUUAAGUACAAUUAUUACUGGCUGCAUUGGAUGUUCAAUUCCUCAUGAAUUAACCUUCACGUAUUGAAACAACAAUAACCUUGAUUGACUUCCUGGGGCUGUUACAUUAGCCUGUGGAAAUCCAACUGCUUUGCACUGAGCCAUUGUAGUGUGUUUGUGGCGGUACUACUGAUGAUUUAAUUAGUGACACAUUUGUUUGCGCCAAAUCAUUUGUCCUUUCUAGAAUAAUGCCACUGAGUUACUUGAGUAA
Messenger RNA from Syngnathoides biaculeatus (alligator pipefish), 2265 nucleotides. RefSeq names its product kelch-like family member 23 (gene klhl23). The coding region runs from base 96 to 1844 and encodes 582 amino acids. The transcript is spliced from 4 exons. The record is from RefSeq and is a predicted model, not a curated record. Gene Ontology annotation, molecular function: protein binding. Lineage: Eukaryota; Metazoa; Chordata; Actinopteri; Syngnathiformes; Syngnathidae.